This is a messenger RNA of Amoebophrya sp. A25, 12558 nucleotides long. Lineage: Eukaryota; Dinophyceae; Syndiniales; Amoebophryaceae. The record is from the annotation of a GenBank genome assembly.
UGUUCUGUUGCACGCCCCUAUCCCAUUUUUUAAUCAUCCAAUUUUUUUUAUGAAUGAAGCUGAUGGAGGAGAUGAACAUGAAGAAUUCAAUCAGUCACUGUUCUUCUUCUUCUUGUAUUCGAUGUUGAUUUGUAAUAAAUUGUAGUUUUGUUUAGAGCAGAUUCGUUGAUGAUCUUCAGAUUUUAACUUUGGAUGACCCCACGAUGUGGGGAAAGGGGACUCACUCUGACCAUUUUUGACUUCUCAAAGAAGUGCAACAAAUUCUAUUUUUGGAAAAUAUCAAUUUCAAUUAGCAAGAGACUCAAGCUCUCAUGUAUGCAGUGCAGUUUUGUGUUUCUUGUGAAGAUUUUUUCUUUGUUUUUUUAGUCUAAUUUAUUCGUUCUGAAGAGUAAGAGACAGUAACGUUUUUCUCGCGUUUGAUAGUCCUAGUUUUUUGUGCAAUCUUCAAUUUGAAUUCUCUUCCGCGUGCGUCAUGGUCAGUGAAACUGAAGGUAGAACGGGCGGGGAAGGCGAGGCGGAAGCCGAGUCUGAGGAAGGCUCCCCUGAGCCCCGAGGCGAAGAUGCGCCUGAGAGGGAGCCGACUCGAUUUGACAGUGUUAUGUCAGAACCUCCAGAACAAGAUGCUAGUCCGCCUGCGCAAGAAGAUGAGGCUGCUAAUACAAAUGAACAGGAACAAGGAGGUGCUAGUGGACGUGGAGGACAUGACCAUGGCCAUAGCGGAGAGCACCCCGACCAUCCACACCACCAUCAUAGAAGUCCCGCGCAUCCGAGAGGACAUUCCAUGUGGAACCACAUGAAACUCACUGAUGGCAACACCCGCUUCGGUCGAACCAUGAGCAAAGUCGGAAACACUCUACACGGUGGUGCUAUGACAUUGAAGGAUGGUGCUAAGAAAUUGCAUGGUGGUGCUGUGCAAUUGCAUGGUGGAGUCAAGGACGCUAUUUCAAGAGUGCGCAAAGUAGUCCCUAGAAGGUUCACCAAAGGCGGUGAUGCUGCAGGUUCAGAUGAUGCUCCCAAUGUUGGCACCUCUGGUGAAGAGGAUGAGAAAAAGCCAGGAUUGAAGCGUGGAGGCGGAAUGCAAAGUGCAGCCGACUUGACAUUUGGAACACAGGAUCCUCAAAGGCCCGCCAAGCCAGGUUGGUAUGCUUGGUGGUAUAGGAAUAUCUCGUUUGGGAGGUAUGCGCCGUUUGACGAAGAGAUCCAGAGGACGGAUAUCGAAUACUACGAUCCACCAUGGUACAUCAAAUACACGGACAAAUUCGCCCGUCGCAUGGACCGAGCUGGUGACACGACUCCCGGAGACUUACCGCCAACUUGGUGUGGUGCCAUCUGCUCGUUCGUCUUCGUCUUGUUGGCUACGUCGCUGUUGUACAACAGUGUGAACAAUCUCUUCUCCAUGCAGACCUCCCUCGUAGGAUGGGGAGCCAUCGCCCUCAGCGUGGAUUAUAUCUGUGAACCGCUGGCGAAUUAUGAUGGCACAGGCGUUAAUGAAGCGUACAAAGCGGCUAUCAUGCCGAAUGGGACAAUAGAUGACUGGAAUUUAGAGGGGUGUGCAUUUUUCCCAGAAUACUUCGCUGAAUUCCCAACUCCAGCGAAACCGCCAUACAUGGAUAUGCCGGUACAACCAAUUAGUUUUCUCCUCGGAGCAGUAGAAGCGAGUUACUAACUGAAGUAAAAGAGUUUUGACUACAUUCCUCUUCUUUCAGUAUCUCCCCUAUUUUAAGUAGUUACUCGCUUAUUUCAGUUUCUCGAAACAGUCGGAUUCCUUUUUUGAAAUUUUUGGUUUUGAUGAGAUCCAGGUACUACUAGGCUACAGGUGCUGGCCCUUCCAUCAACAUGUGAUGAUAUUAGGCCAAGCUUCACUUCCUCUUCCUUAUCUGACACCAUUCAAAAAAGCUAACAGGUCCUAAUUUUCGACUGGAAGCAGCGAUUGGAGUUCUAUGAAGAGGAUGGCCAUAGUUCCCUCGCAAAGAUCGAGUGGAGGGAAAAAAACGGUAUGCAUUUUGGCAUGACCAGUACACAAAAGGGCGUCCCAGUAGCCUUUGGUGCUCACGAAAAAGUGCCGAUAUUGCUUGGCUCCUAUCCCCAUGGCGCGUCUGAGAUCGAGUCCCCAAUGCCAAACAUGACGAGGUUUCUGCGCGAGAUGUCAGUGACGAGUUCAACUCACAACUUUGACGAGUCUCUGCGUUACGCGUACUCGGAUUUAGGCUUGAUGGGCGACGCAGAUGAGUUCUUUGACCACGACGCAGUUGCGUUUGUCAGAUUCGAUACGAAGCAAAUGCGGAACAUCAAGAGUUGUCAAGUACAAGUAGGUCUGGUCUCUCGGUACCAGUACGACGCACUAAGGCCGUUUUUGCUCAAAUUCAAUAGAGAAUACCAAAGGAAAAACAUGAUGGACACGAUGGUCACAGACAACUGGAGUUGGCAUCCAAGUUUGUACACCAACGUAGAGUCCGGAACGUGGCGUCGCAGAGGUAGUCAGGACAACCUCAUGAUCAUGCGGUCGGGGUGGACAGCGGCAGCUGCCAGACGGUUCAUGCAAACCGUCGCCUACGGGAAAUAUCAAGUGAACAUUGAGCGAAGAAUGAGGGAAUUCGGGAUCGAUACAGGCUAUAACGCGACCAGUGGCAUCUUUGACGUCAGCGGUUCUAGUCUGGCGGUCCCCUCGGUGAUGACGGAUUGGAUGCUGUUCGCAACUUUUGUGAACAAUUUUCAGUACUCAGCGGAGGCAGUGAUCUGUGACGGCAAAUCAGGGGACUUUUUUCACCAAGCGUUCGUAAAAGCGGAACCACCGGGGAAGUACGACAAGGUUUUGACCUUGAAAACGCCAGUGGUGGUUUGGACUACGCCGUUUCCGUUCUAUGUGACGGUAACAGGAGAUAUGGGCGUAGAAAGAAUGCUAGUGACCUCACGCGUCAGUUCUACCGAAGUGCGCGUGACCAGAGGCACAGCAAUCGGCGCUGCUCGGUUGAACUUCAAAACGCCUAGGCCAGAUGAGUACCCAGCUGUUGCGACUAGCGGUUUGUGGGUCUGUCCAGAUUCCCGCUAUAUGGACGGUGAAUACUGUGAUUGCAACUGCGGUAUGACCGAUCCAGAUUGCCUUUCCGGAACCCUGCCCGUCAAAUACUGCGCAGCCACUGAGAUUUGCUCAGCUCUAGGUCGAUGCACCAGGCCGAUCUACAAUAGUACAGGCAGCGAAGUCGUGAUCAGUGAACCUUGCGCGUCUAUGAGCAUGCCUGGGGAAGUGCUAUUGAACGGGUAUCUAGGCCAUCAAGAGGAUUUUGAGUCUCAAGGUGGUGCAGCGUGCUGGACGUGUCCGUAUGACGACUUGUAUAGUGGGAAAACGAGCAAAAACGAGAACAACGAGUACAUCUGCAACUAUCGUCCUGAGGGUGAUAUUCCGGCAAAAGUAGGCGCCCUGCCAUAUGACGACUUGACAGUGUCAACGUAUAGCUUCUUGAACACAAGCAUGACCAGAUCGGAAAUCCUAGGAGCCUACAGGAUAGUUAAGGUUCUUUUGGGUCCGAAAGCUGGUUUUCCAGUGCAGACAAUAGAUCAGGCCAAUUUCACCGUAGAGUUGAAUCUCGGACAGGGCACUAACGAAUUAGCAACUGCUAUCGUGUCCGAGGCCCCUGAUACGAAGACAAAAACGCAAAUUCUACACUUGAAGGCUACUGGUUCUGCCUUCCGCUAUCAGCAUUUUGCUUCAGGAACCAUGGUCUCGUCACUCAAUGGUGACUAUACAGACACGAUUUUGCAGCUGGAUGACGAUAAUCAGCCAUUUCCAGUAGCCGGCCCGUACAGGAUUUUGAUAGACAGUAGUGAAAUGCAGAUUCGAGCUGGCAGUAGUACAGUCACGACAACAACUACUGCGUCUGCGGCUGCAGCUAGUGGCUCAUCCAGAAGACGACUACUAUCCUCCGACGCCGGGUACAAGCUAGCAGCAAAACGUAGACGACUCGGGUAUGGGGAUAGUGCGCCAGACGAUUCAGGUUCAUCUUCUUGGGAUGGUGAUAUGAACUCCUAUCAAAAUGAAGUAAGCGAGGACUCCGGUUUUCACACUGAAGAAGGCCAUAGACGUUUUCUCCAAGCCAUGGGGACUAGCACAGGGAACGGGACUAGAACAACAUGUUCUAUGUUAGAUCCGAAACGACAACGCUUAGACAUUUCCGAGUAUCCUGCCGCUCUAGAGCCAGCAGGUGUGAAAAGCAUCCUUACUCGACCUUACACCGCCAACAAGCAUGCUGAUGCGAGUAUCUACAACUAUUUCGCGCCAAACAGUGAAGGAGUCGCGAAUGGAGCGUCCGCAGCCAGAAGUCUCUACUUCGACGACAGUAGCCUGCACAUGAUCCCGGGAGCCACCAACUGCUUCACGGAUUUGUAUGCGACCACAGCCUUCAAAACUAGUUGCAACGUCGAUCACAGACGGUAUAGCUUCUACGUCGUCAUGCAGACACCACCUGGGACCGAGAGUGGAACAUUGGCGUCAAAUAUCACUUGGACGGCAACGACAGGUGGUAAAGAUGCAGCAAAUAGUGACAUAGGUUUCAGCAAUGAUGGAGUCAAGGAAGCUCUGCGUGAAGCUAUAGGUGAUGCUUUUGGGUUGGCAUAUUCUGGGCAGAUCAAGCCUGACAUGCAAGCCUUGACAGACACGACCGGUGGAAGCGCGAUGGACAUUGCUGCGCCGAAUCCCGCGGCUCCUAGUGGCUAUACGGCAACCACAGGGACGCGUGAACUAGUGUUGCAGGUGACGUUUCGCACUAGACAGUGGUACGAGUUGAACAGAAAGAUGGACGAAGCGAUAGCAGCUGCGACUAAUCACGCAAACAUGAGCACUAGCGCGUCUGGUCCCUUUGCGACCUUGCUGAGUGCGUUCAACACGAAAGUCCAAACAGCGACGAAUCUCGUUGGCGUCUACGCCAGCACCAACUACGACAGUUCAGGUAGUGCGUCGAUCAACCCAAAAAACAACGCAAAUGAAGGAUUUAGGAUAAUCUCGUGUGGUAGUCUCUUUGACAACACGCAGGCAGUGGCGGCUGCGAGUCGUCUUCGGAGGCGGCUGCUGGAAGAUCAGUUUGGCGUUGAGGAUACCUCGUCAGUACGAUGGGAUCAGGACGUAGUGACUCCAGAUUCCAAGACAAUGACAUUGCGACAGUUGCAGGUAGUCACCACAUCAGUCCUCAAUGAUGACGGUACGUACAAAAUGACCACCGCAAAAGCCACGCAGUACGACUUUUCAGUAGACUACACUUUGCGGGUCACUACGGUCGAUCCAGCAGCUUCUGGAGGAGCUUACACUACUCCCGAAGCAUUAGCCGCUUCGGCGAACUUCAAAACUCAAGCUUUAGCUGCUUUAGUGUAUGCGAGUACGAACGUAAACCAGACUAGAACGCCUGCAGGACAUGCAAAUGCUGUGACAGAUGCUGACUUGACCUUUUCUGCAUACGGUCAACAGGAUCCGGCUCUGCCAACCGACACCACAGCAGCAAAGUUUCGUAUGCUCUUCUCCAUGAGCAUGAGCAACAAAGCAUUGUCUGUAGCCUUUCAUGCAUCCAGCUAUGCCACCGAAUUCCAGACCCUGUUCGCCUCACAACUGCAGACUGGUUUGUCCAGCAUUCUAGUGAACACGACUUCGAUGGCUUUGAGCUACGAUGGCGCUUUAGUGAUUGUGCCCUACAUGGAAAGUGCGCCGCCAAAGACGGACUUCAACGCUCUCAGUGGGUUUACAGCUGUGAAGAAGGACAAGCCUUGGUGCGAUUAUAGCAAGGAGUCUGGGGCUCCCGGAAUAGAUUCCGAUGGUUCAGUCUACACCAGUGGGCGUGCAUCAAUCUUCUGUGACGGUCUUCACGAUGGUUUGCUAGUGGUGAACUACGCGGGUUUCUCGGAUCCGUCUUUGAUCCCGAAAGUCGAGGAUGAGAUGAAAAUCAUGGUCCGAGGAGGAUCCGCUGACGCGGCAAACCCGCCAACAAUGGAAGUCCGGACGAUGAGAAGGGCCUAUCAAUGGCUGUUUCCAACCGUCGAUGCCAGGAGUGGAACCUUGAACUUGGUCGACCAAGUGACCCCUUGGCGGUGCGACGCCAAGCAGUGGGCGGAUGGUAUUUGCGACUGCAACUGCGGUCGAGCCGAUUGGGACUGCAUGGGGGACCGUGGCGUGCCUGAGCUUUUCGUAAAAACCUACUUGGAUGACGUCACCUCCACAGUGACAGUGAACAUCAACUGUCCUGAUGGCGAUGAGGCACUGGUCAACGUGCCCGAAUUGGACGUUUCCGCAGGAGGCACGCCAGGCCAAAUGCCGCCAACCUGUGGAGAGAUCAAAGCCGCGCCACAGACCUACGCUUACUGCGAAUUCAAGACUGGUUUGCCCACUAGUGAAAGAACUCGCGCUUUCUCCUAUGGAACCGAGUUCAAUGGCACUUUGAAGGCUGCACCAAACUACAUGAGGUAUCUGUGGGAAGUGAUCGAACUCGAUUGCCCACUAAUCCAAGACCGCGACAUCGGCACGACCGUUGAGACUCUAGGUGUCUCACUAACGUCGACGGAAGCGUUUCACGUUCGCGCGAAGAGCCAAGCUGGAGAGUACGUGGACAAGAGUCUACUAGAAACGAAUUUUGAGUUAGAUCCAAAUGAAGCAGUGGAGGGUGUCAGCCCAGCUUGCCUAGCGCAAGAUCCGCCACCGUUUUGCACUGGUGGCGCCGUCUCCUUGAAGAGCGGCGAGGAAAUCCAAACUUUGCCGAUAGUCAGAGUGCGGCUUAUUCUCGACAUCGAUCCUCUGACCGGCGCGGGAACAACCCUUGUUGGCUCUGAUCUUUUAGCGAAUGCAGAAUUGACUGAGGGCUUUCAACUAGCGGUAGCAGCAACGUAUCAGGUGAAACGAUAUGAAGUUCGGGUUCGUAGCUUCGCUUUAGCUUCAAGAAGGAUGUUGCAGGCGAAGUGGAGAAAGUUGAUGGAAAAGAAGGAUAAAGAACCUGGGCUGGGAGACGAACAAGCGCAGUCGGAUGAAGUUGUGUUUUCAGAGAUAGACCGCAUCCAGCGAAUACGCAAUGAACAGCUCCUAGCUCAGAGCAGAUUAAACGACCAGGAAGGGAGCUUCAGAACUAGUCAAGCUGCCGCGGUGAGUUCGGGUUCGCCUAUGGCACCAGCGGCUAGGAAGCUCUCAGCCACUCCAGCACAGAAGCUUUUAGUCGAAUUUGACGUCGCUCAAAGCACACGGGACUUGGCUCUAGCGCUUUAUUCAGUUGUUCAAACGAAAACGGGGGAGCAGAUCAAGGCCAGACUCACUGAGCAGCUGCAAGAAGUUUCGAGUAUAUCGAUAACUUUGCGAUCUGUGGCACCUGCUGGCGCCUUAACCAAGAUGCCUGACCUGAAGGCACUUGAAAAGGCCGUUAGAGAGAUGGUCCGCGGUGAAAAAGGGGGCAAGCCAUUGCCGAGUAACCAAACCAUGACGUCGCGAGAAAAACUAGACUUGCAAACGCUAAUGAGCGAUAUUCACGGUUUUGAUAUGGGCAUUUUCGAUCCUGAGUUGGCUACAAACUCAACUGGAGCAAGUUCCACGUAUGCAGGUCAAGGCUCGUCCUUUGCAACCUGUUUCGACGAGUGUUGUUUCAAGAACACAGUGGCUGAGAUGGCGACGUGUGCGGACACGACUUGGCAAAUGACAGGCACAGCGUGCUGUCCUGAUGGACUGGAACGACACACAUUCACGAAUGCAACGCAUUACGCAAUGCUGUUUCAAUAUGCAACGCCUUUCGACGAUCCAUUCUAUUUGGAACCGGCAAAGUGCUGCGUUGGGCUUACUGCACAAUCGGAAACCUUGGAGGCGAGGAAUACGUGCUGUAAGGCCGAAGUAGGGUUUGCACCGUGUUGCAAGAGUGAUGUAGCGAGUAGAAAAAGCAGGAAGCUUGCUGCAGCUGAUAGUCCUAGUGGUAGUGCAGAGGGAGAUCAAGACAGAUCAGAAGUGCAAGUAGAAGGUGAAUUCGUGCCAAGUCGAGAAGAGCUCGAUGAAACUCGAAGAUACCUCAAGAAGCUCGAAGCAGAAAGCAAAGGCUUAGAUUUCUCACAUGCAGCUUUGGCUCAUUCUGACGAUCAUGAAGAACAGAGAAGAAAAUCUGCAGAGUUGCCGACCUACGUUUCCUCUUCUCGCAGAAGUGACACUUCUACUCGGCGUCUCGACGUAGGCGAUACCGCUGGAGAGGGUGAUACUUCUCAGGAGGAAGAACAAAGCUCAGGAACAUCUUCGCCACGUCGAAAACUUCGCAGCGUGGAAGAUAUCUUCGAGGCCCUAGUCGGAAAAUACCCCUGGAUGCAUCCGGAGACUGCACAGGUUGGUCGUGCGCAGAAGGGCAGAGCCAGAGUGCCUGAUGCCUUGACUAUGGCUGAGAGGCUAAUGCAGGAUGUCUUUAAUGAUCCAGACUGGCACAUGCUGAUGAAAUCGAACGGCGUAACCCACGACAACAUUAGACGAUUAGCUCAGUCUGUGCCAGAUUACACGCGACCGUUGACAAAGAAGGAAUACGCUCAGCGUGUAGCUUUGGCUGGGAAGGGUAACGAACAUAGACGACGGUUGAAAGCAGCGGUGCAGGCUGGAGAAUUGAGUCUGAAAAUUGCUCAAGGAGAGGGUGGUCGUACAAGAUACAACGACGAGGGUUUUGAGAACCUGGAUAUCGAGGCUAGAAACUCCAGAGCACUCCAGACACAGCAAAGUAUAGGUCAAAAAGCUAACGUCGACGUCUUCGCAGAAGGCGGUACGAGAAGUACCAUUAGCAGCACAACCCUGGACGGUGACGGUAGUGUCAAUGCAGCCGCUGUGCCGAUGACGCCACAAAAGUCACGUGGCUGGAGCAAGUCUAAAGUCUCGUCUGGAUUGCAAACAGAUUGGGCUGCCAUCGAGCAAGAGUGGCUAAACCGGCAUUACUCACAUAUGAUGCAGGACCCGCAUGCGGCGCCAGAAAACGAUGACAAAAACACUCUUAGUCCUGGAAGAAAUCGUCAGUUGGGACGAUCUAGCAUGGCUUCUUCCGAUACGGCGUCUUCCUCCAUAACUAGUGUUGAGCAGAAAUACAAUAUUGGAAACUACGCAGUGCCAGCACAACCAGUAGCAGAGUCCUUAGAGGACCGCCGCGACGACCUAGACCACGAGCAAGAAGCUUCUCGAGUCUAUGCAACCUCAAAAGACGUUCUCGACUAUAGGAAAACAGAGGAGCAGCUGCGCUUAAUGGCUGACAUCGUCGAUGGGCUCUUGCGUCGCCUUGGGAAAGACAAAGUUCAAAGAAUGCUAGGACAAUAUGUCGAUGAUGAAGAUCCAUUCUUCAACCUUGCUGGUCCCGGUGGUGCUGUGGACGAAUAUAUCAACAAGUUCUACGACGACGGCAGUGGGGUGGGGAGCUCGCCCUCAAGCGAGGCAUAUACAAGAUACCUUUCCGCGGCGUCAAAUGCCACAUCAAACACAACUGCGAACACAAGUAACUACACAGGAGGUCCUAAUAUGACGUUUAUCUGUUCACAGGACUGGUCAGACGAAAGCUUGUGGCCGCCGAAUGCCAAGAUUGCGGAUAUUCCCCAAUGCGCUCACGGCAUGUUGACACAGGCGCAACUGGAACAACUGGGUUUCUUUGAUCAGGUGUUUCAAACUGUGGUCGCAACAGACAUCGAUGAGGCGAUUUCUCAGUUCGCGGCAAGUGUGGCGCAAUUGAUUCCGGCCAAAAGAGUCGUUUCUUUCGUGAUCCAGACCAUCAGCAUGUUGAACUUGUUUAGGGAUGCGAGUCAGCAGUAUCUACCGAAGAACCGGCACCUGCCCACACCAUCCGAAAACUUCAAAACGCCUGCCUCCUUAGAUGCUCAUAUAGCCAUGUUUGUGAUGCCGAAGAGGGUCAAGAUCGCUGAUUUGUGUCCGAACAACAGGGUGGAGGGGGAAAGAAUAACGAAUUUCUUCGGCACUGGUGUCGAUAGCACAAACCAGUUUUGGAGGAAAAUGACUUUUCAUCCCGAUGACAAUCUGAAAGUGACCAAUUGCACAGUUGCACCCUUUCGAGCGACCCAUUGCCUGAGCUUGGAGGAAAUGCAGACAGACUCCGUCGACAAAUACCGAUUGUUUUGCAUGAAAGAUUUCCUCCCUGCCAACACGAUGUCGUACAAGAUCGAGGGAGCUCUGACCGGUCACUGGCUCGUAGCAGAAGCCCGCGAGAACACGGAAUAUGACGCGAAUAGGCCAGAAUACAUUCUCGAUAUGGAACAGGUGUUCCAUAUGACCAUUGAUUCCAAGUUUUUAGAAGUGGAAAAAGACUACAUGGGCGGCCAGCAGGACUAUUCCGGCGGUUCCCCCAGACUCUGGGCAGCAGAAGCCAUGGCUCGUGGCCGUGCGGUCUGCACUGACGUCGUCAAAGGCUGUGCAGAGGGCAUUCCAGCGAAUCCGCCGAUGCUUCUUCCUUCGAUUACGAUUCGUGUGAACCAUAAAAGGACUGAAGCGGUUGUAGAGAAAGUGAAACCGAAGCACUGGCCUUUAGUGGGGAGUUCUCAAUGGGAUCUCCUGAUCGAGGAAAUCGAUAACCUGGAUUUGGAUAUAUCGAGUGGUCUGCGUCAAUUGUCCGCAGCUGAGGAUGGCUACAUAGCUAUCAAGCCGAUGACAAUCGUACUAAUCUCAGCAAGAAGCUUGUUCUUAGUAGUUUCCGCGUUUUUUAUUUGUGCUUCUCAAUCUCAGCAAGCUUCUUAGCAGUUUCUGCGUUUAUUUGUGCUUCUCAAUCUCAGCAAGCUUCUUAGUAGUUUCUGCGUUUAUUUGUGCUUCUCAAUCUCAGCAAGCUUCUUAGUAGUUUCUGCGUUUAUUUGUGCUUCUCAAUCUCAGCAAGCUUCUUAGUAGUUUCUGCGUUUAUUUGUGCUUCUCAAUCUCAGCAAGCUUCUUAGUAGUUUCUGCGUUUAUUUGUGCUUCUCUACUUUGCUAGUGCUUGCUAAAAAUCAUGGUUCCAUUCUUCACGUCUUUUUCGUGUUAUCAUUAUGCUUCAACAACAUGCUUUCUGUUUCUUGAAUUCUUUUCUCGUCGACUACGCCCCCUUGCAAAAUACGCAGGUAGGUUUUGAUAUAUCGGAACUCGCCCGCGAUACAAAAAAAAAAAAAAAGCUCAUGAAUUGAAUUCUUUCCACAUGAUGUUUUCCAAUCUUGCCUACAUCAACAGGUAAUCAUGCGAGUCGUGUGGCAAGUGAACCCCAUCUACUUCGUGAAUAAGUGGACAGGAGGCAUUAGUUUGACUCGAUGGGCAACGAGCAUAAAGAAUCUGGACAUAGGGUUCCAACAAGCCGAUUACACGAUGAAAAGCAGAGCUAGUAUUCGUCUCAUCUUUGAAAUCGAUGGGGCGAGUAUCAGGUACUUCAUUCUUCUACAUGAUGAUCAACGAACAACAUCCGAAAAGUUGACUACUUACUAGCUAAACAUGUGAGGAUUUGAUUUUGUUGAUCCAACGACCUACCUCAAAAAAAAAUUCACUCGUCAGGUUCCAAGAAGUCCCGAAAAUGUCCUUUGCUGAUUUCCUGGCUCUCCUCGGUGCCUUCGCUGGUUACACUGGUCUAGUCGGUUCUGUCCUAGGUCUAUGGCAAAAGGCGGUCAGACCCUUCGGUCUCGUCGACUUCUAUUACGCGGAUAACGAGUACGCAAAUGUCGUGGACCGAUGGUAUGCUGGCAAGAUGCAGAGCUUUGGCUUUGAGGUACCUGAGAAAUCCGAAGACGGCGACAAAGACGAGAAGGAAGAACUCGAAGAUGAUAAGGAGCCGGAGAUCGUCAUGCCGAAGUCUGAAGUCACCAUGGCGAACGUUGGAGCGGUUGUUUCAGCUAGUCAGAUGCAGAAGUUGGCUGAAGAGAAGCUGAAAGCAGCCUUGAAGCAAGACGAUGAGGCAGAAAGGGAGCGCAAGCAGCGUGAGAGGGAAAGGAGAAAACGUGAGGCUCUGGCCAAGGAUCCUAGGACUAAGGACAUGCUGGAGCGUAGUGGUAUCAAGACUCUAGAGCCAGGCAUGAGUCUAGAGGAAGCAAUGAAUUUGAAAGAUGGUGAGGGACGUGGCAGACAAAGAAAGCCGAGAGGCGAGGGCGAACAAGUUGAGCCAGAACCGGGCACGCCUAGUGGUAGCAGUAAGGGCUCUGGCCGUGGCAACGGCUCUUCGAAUGGCCGUGCCGCACCAGGACGACCGAACCGACCUGGUGGUGCAAAGAAGGCACAGCGCGAAGGCAUCGAUUUGUCGAAGACAUUGAAUGAAGUCGAGGCUGCAGCUGCUGAAGAAGCAAGAUUGGCGGAGGAAAAGCGCCAAAAGGAACGUGAAGAAGCCGAGAGGGCCAAGCAGGGUCUCUUUGGGUCUCUGUUCGGUGGCUUUGGUGGAAGUGGACCCGAUGAGGCACCAGAACCACCAGUUACAGGUUCCCGAUUCGCCAGAGCAGAGGCUGGAAACCCCAAUGCUAACAAUCGCAGCAGAAGCGAAACUAGGGGUGGAACACUACAGUCACAAACGACUGGGCUCGAAGAUCCACCCUCCACACCAGGAGGCUCGAAUAUUGAUGAGUCCUCUCCGCCAGCUCAGCCUGUGCUAG